Messenger RNA from Cuculus canorus (common cuckoo), 2238 nucleotides. RefSeq names its product histidine triad nucleotide binding protein 3 (gene HINT3). The record is from RefSeq and is a predicted model, not a curated record. Gene Ontology annotation, molecular function: catalytic activity. The coding region runs from base 1 to 510 and encodes 169 amino acids. NCBI's taxonomy places the organism in Eukaryota, Metazoa, Chordata, Aves, Cuculiformes, Cuculidae. The transcript has 5 exons.
AUGUCCGGGGAGGGGGCGGCGGGCGCGGCGGCCGCGAGGGGGGCGGAGGGGGAGGGGGGCGAGAGCGCGAGCGGCGGCGACGGGAGGUGUGUGUUCUGCAGGAUCGCCCGGCGCCAGGAGCCCGGCACCGCCCUGCUGCCCUGCCAGUAUGAAGACCUUGUUUGCUUUAGAGAUAUCAGACCUGGUGCCCCCCACCACUAUCUUGUGGUGCCGGUGGAGCACAUGGGAAACUGCAAAACGCUGAAGGCAGAACACAUACCUGUAGUGAAGAGAAUGAUGGAAGUUGGAAAAGCCGUCCUCCAGAGAAAUAAUUUUAGUGACAUGAGUGAUGUAAGAAUGGGUUUUCACUGGCCUCCAUUCUGCUCGAUAUCUCACUUGCAUCUUCAUGUCCUGGCCCCAGCCAGUCAGCUAGGAUUCUUAUCUAGACUCGUGUACAGACUCAAUUCCUACUGGUUUAUCACGGCUGAACAACUGAUUGAGCGACUGCAAACUGAAAAUGCUGCCAGUUGAAAGCACUCUUCGCCUUGUGUGGCUAGCUAGUUUGUUCUUUGUCUUUGAACUCUGAUUUAAGGUUACAUGGUUUGAUGUUGCCAGUAAUACACCAGGAUAAAAAAAGCUUUAGUUCCUUAUGAGGAAAUACACACAGAAUUUGUAGCUGCCAACUUAAUUCUCCCAUUUGGAUACUUGAGUCCAUAUUCUUCUCAGACAAUAAGGCAAUACAUUUUAAUUUUAUAUUUGUAUAUAAAUGCAUACAUAAUACACACAUGCUCAAACUCGCACAUGCAGAGACCUUUUUCUAGUAAAAGGCAGGUUAUAGCAGCAGAAUGUAUUGCAAGUAAGGCAACAAGUUACUGCCAACAGCAUGUAUGUGGUACCAAAGUGAGUAUUUGUUGUGGAACUAGGCUUUCAUUUCAAAGAUGCAUUUUUCUAGAAUUGCAAGUAACAUUUAAAACAUUUAAAGUUCCACUUGUAUUGCAAAAUAUGUUACUUAUGCCUAGUUAUCUGUAGGUACGUUGCUGAGGGUAAGCUACUAACUUCCUGGUGCUAAACCACUUUAAUAUAUGACCUGUCUUAUUUGCAUGACAGUAACCUAGUAAAUUUUAAUACAAUAGGUGCCCAAGAGGUGAUAAUGCUCUAUAACAUAGAACAUAGUUUAAAUGUAUGUGUAAGUGGUUGUAUGUUGGACUUAAAGAUAGUUUCCCUUUUACAUGCACAAUAUUUUAAAUUAGUUAUUCUAUGUUUACAAAAAAUGUGAAGAGUUCAGAGGAAUUGAUUUAAUAUACUACUCUUCUGCACGAUGGUAGGGGAAAAAAAAUCAGAUUUUUAGAUGGUUCUGAUACUGUUCUCACUGGAAGUCCCUUGGAGAUUACUAAUAUCUUGGCUACGUUUCUAAAUGAAGUCAUAAGAGAAACAGGUCUUCAGUGCAGUGAGUAUGUGGCAGGCUUGCACAAUAGCAAUCUGAUUUGAAUUUGGGAUAGCAGGGACUCAGCCCAAAAUUGGAACAUGUCUGAUUGCUUAAGGAACCUGCUGAACACUUCCCUUCGCUAUUUGCCUGUGAUCAGUAAUGCCAGCGCUCUGUUUUUCAAUACCAUAUUAAGGCACACUGUUCGGCAAGUUCAGACUCCGGAAAACACAGAGUAGAUUUUUUUUCAUUCACAGAGUGUCUCUCUUUGUGCCUAACUAACCAAGUGCCCUUGGCUGAUGCAUUUAGAUGCAGCUGAGGUGGUGAUGGUCUGUUGCACCUGCAAGCUUCCCUGAACUUAAUCUUCUCAGUGUUUUCCACUGAUCCAGCACAUGUUGCCUUAGCAGUACAAUGUAUUGUAAGAUUCUUACAGUAAACUAUACAUAAUACUUCAGAAAGUUCACACCCUUCUGAAGAACAACGUUUUCUACUCAGAAGAGUUUACACCUCUCUUUGCUGUAAGACCUUGUUCCUGAAGUCUUGUUAUUCUUAUUACUGGGUGCUCACAUGUCAUUUGCAGCCCUUUAGGGUUCUAAUUUGUAGCAUUAGGUGGGGAGAGGGUGAAUUAAAGCCACUGAACUUUUGACUACUUUUGUGCAAUAGAUUAGGAGGUUUGAGCUGGCUCCUGGCUUCAUGAAAUAUCUGAACAUUAAGAUCUUUCAAGAUGUAAUACUGUGUAUGUGUUCUGAUUUGUAAUUAAUUUAUGUAGCUGUACUUAACUGUGAUGUGUAAUAUUUAAAGUACUGACAUGAACUGUUGUCAAAAAUGAUUAAUAA